Messenger RNA from Symbiodinium sp. CCMP2456, 309 nucleotides. The record is from the annotation of a GenBank genome assembly. Lineage: Eukaryota; Dinophyceae; Suessiales; Symbiodiniaceae.
AUGCCACGUCGCGAGCUCGCUGCGCGUUACCGGGCCUUGCAGGAGGUGGCCCCGCUUCUCAGCUAUGACCGUGCCGACAGCCACGCGUUGGGGUCGGUGCUGCUCUGGGAGCUUCGCCAGCAUUGCGGGACGAAUCCAACCUCUGUGCGUGACGACAACUUGUACCCGGUUGACGUCCCGCUGCGCCGCCGCAGGCACACCUCACCGUUGAAUGGAACCCAAGUUGCCGAGGAGCUUCUGCGGCAUGGUACGUCGCUGUCUUGGAAAUGGCACCACGACCCAGCGACCACGUCCCACUUCAUGGGGUGA